Messenger RNA from Capra hircus (goat), 2313 nucleotides. RefSeq names its product RANBP2-type and C3HC4-type zinc finger containing 1 (gene RBCK1). The record is from RefSeq and is a predicted model, not a curated record. Gene Ontology annotation, molecular function: ubiquitin binding; ubiquitin-protein transferase activity. Gene Ontology annotation, biological process: proteasome-mediated ubiquitin-dependent protein catabolic process; positive regulation of canonical NF-kappaB signal transduction; protein linear polyubiquitination. Gene Ontology annotation, cellular component: LUBAC complex. The transcript has 12 exons. Bases 209 to 1702 code for a protein of 497 amino acids. Lineage: Eukaryota; Metazoa; Chordata; Mammalia; Artiodactyla; Bovidae.
GCCCCAUCCCCGGUCUUCGGGUAAUGUGAUGCUACCCGAUUGCCACCCGGGACCCUGAGGCACCAAGAAGGCCCGGGCCGCGCCAGAGGCCACCGGCUGGGGCUGAGUUUCUCGUGGUCUGCCCGUCCUCCCAGGUGACUGGGAGAUAGCAUUUCCCCGGAGCUGCAGCCCGCCCCCCUCCGCGGGGGAAUGGGCACAACCACGCCAGAUGGACGAGAAGAUCAAGAAAGCUGAGGAGGUAGCCCAGAGACUCAGCCGAGCAGUGGCUGGUGGGGAUGAACAGGUGGCUAUGCAGUGUGCCAUCUGGCUGGCAGAGCAACGGGUGCCCCUGAAUGUGCAACUGAAGCCUGAGGUCUCUCCGACACAGGACAUCAGGCUGUGGGUGAGUGUGGAGGAUGCACAGAUGCACACGGUCGCUAUCUGGCUCACCGUGCGGCCGGACAUGACGGUGGCCUCCCUCAAGGACAUGGUGUUCCUAGACUAUGGCUUCCCGCCAACCCUGCAGCAGUGGGUGAUUGGGCAGCGGCUGGCUCGGGACCAGGAGACUCUGCACUCCCACGGUGUGAGGCGGAAUGGGGACAGCGCCUACCUCUACCUACUGUCUGCCUGCAACACCUCGCUCAACCCUCAGGAGCUGCAGCGGGAGAGGCAGUUGCGGAUGCUGGAAGAUCUGGGCUUCAAGGACCUCACGCUGCAGCCACGGGGCCCCCUGGACCCAGUUCCCCCAAAGCCUGAGGCCCCUCAAGAGCCGGGUCGGGGGCAGCCUGAUGCAGUGCCAGAGCCCCCGCCGGUGGGCUGGACGUGCCCCGGCUGCACGUUCAUCAACAAGCCCACUAGGCCCGGCUGCGAGAUGUGCUGCCAGGCGCGGCCCGAGGCCUACCAGGUACCCGCCUCGUACCAGCCAGACGAGGAGGAGCAAGCACGCCUGGCCGGUGAGAAGGAGGCGCUGCACCAGUUUGAGCAGCUGAAGCAGCAGCAGCAGGAAAGCAACUAUGACAAGCACGUGCAGCUGGAUCAGCGGAGCCUGGUUCUGAACACCGAGCCCGCCGAGUGCCCCGUGUGCUACUCGGUCCUGGCGCCCGGCGAGGCCGUGGUGCUGCGCGAGUGUCUGCACACCUUCUGCAGGGAGUGUCUGCAGGGCACCAUCCGCAACAGCCAGGAGGCCGAGGUGUCCUGCCCCUUCAUUGACAACACCUACUCAUGCUCGGGCAAGCUGCUGGAGAGGGAGAUCCGAGCGCUCCUGAGCCCCGAGGAAUACCAGCGGUUUCUGGACCUGGGCAUCUCCAUUGCGGAAAACCGCAGUGCCUUCAGCUACCACUGCAAGACCCCAGACUGCAAGGGAUGGUGCUUCUUUGAGGAUGAUGUCAAUGCGUUCCACUGCCCUGUGUGCUUCCAUGUCAACUGCCUGCUUUGCAAGGCCAUCCAUGAGCAGAUGAACUGCAAGGAGUAUCAAGAUGACCUGGCCCUGCGAGCUCAGAACGAUAUGGCUGCCCGGCAGACGACGGAGAUGCUGAGAUGCCAGAUCGUGGUGCAGAAGAAGGACGGCUGCGACUGGAUCCGGUGCACUGUCUGCCGCACUGAGAUCUGCUGGGUCACCAAGGGCCCCCGCUGGGGCCCCGGGGGCCCGGGAGACACCAGCGGGGGCUGCCGCUGCCGGGUGAAUGGGAUUCCGUGCCACCCCAGCUGUCAGAAUUGUCACUAAGCUGGGAUGGCCUGGUCCCCCUGCUGACCCAGCCUCACAUCUACAGGCUUCUGUGAGACAGGCCUGGUGCUUUGGCUCUGAUUUCUGGCCGGGAAGAUGCCUUUGCGCUCGGCUGAGACAGGGGCCCUGAAGUGGCCAAGGCCCCUGAGCUGUGUGGAUGGCCUUGUUUGCUGUGGGCAUUGUAAGGGCCCCGCCUGAGCUGGCCGUUGUCCGUGGCUGCAUCUGCUCCAGUGCCUUUGUCCUUCCCCUGGGGCUCACCAGCCAUACCUUUCAUCUCUCUGCGGCUCCCAUCUGUCUGACCCAGCCUUAAAUAUAGCCCCAGCCAGAGGCCUUGCUGGAUGGAGCCUCUGAGAGCUCUGGAUGAGUCCAUACACCCCUCAUCCACCACGCUCGUCUGCUGAGCACUCAGCCUGCGGCCUCUCCUACUGGCUUUCUGGGGGUGACUUUUCUCUGGCUUUGCUGUUGGAGGCCUGGGGGCCUCUUAGAAUUGCUGCUAAUUCUGCUUAGAGCCAGGAGGGAGACCUGGCAUCCUGAAGACAGCCCAGCCAGUUUAGCUUCUGCACUCCCUCUUCGCUGCCUGUGUACACUGAUUAAAACGGUUUUCCAGGAAG